UUAGUUUGCUGUGAAGCGAUAAUACUCUAAAAGAACAGUUCGCAGUUCGAUGCGCGAUCAUUGUUCUAAAAAAAAAACACAAGUGGUUCUGCAUACAUGCCAAGCAAAAGCAUACGCAUUAAUUUUGGCGAUAUAUAUGAAUAAAUAUACAUCAAUAUAUAUAUACACAUAUAUAUACAUAUAUGUUCGAAAUGACGGCGAGCUCUAAGUUGUAGUAUAUUUUGAGCACCUUGACAAUUGUAAAAACAUAUCGGCAGAAGCAUAUAUAUAAAAUUAAUAUUCACAUAUUUAAAUGGAAUAUCGAGAAAAGUUUCAUAUUCAAAUGGCUGCUUCUUCAGCUGGUGCAGUAUUCCCAGAUAGUGAUAAUAGCGAAAACGAAAUUCCUUAUCAUGCCCGCGAGCAAGCAAAUCCUUUUACCUACGGAAUCUUGCCAAAGAACUUUCAGAGAAGUGAUUUAAACCACAUCGAUAUCGAUGAUGUCGUUGGAAAUUCAUCAAAAGCUUGCGGUAGAAAUGAAUUUAGCCACCAGGAUGCCUAUGAUGCCGUUAAACCUUUGUCAUCUCAAACGACAUUGCCAUCAAGUCCAUCUACAGUGAGGAGAACAAUAAGAUCGAGCAUUUCUGCGUCCCCACCGCUAUUAAGAAAAACUCCAUCACGUCAAGAAUUUAAAGAGAUGCUCGAAGAAAGGAGGCACCAGGCUUUAAAGGAGCAUAACAAAGCAAUCCAAGAAGCUCAAAACGCUGCCAUACAAAGCGAUUUAGACGAAUUGCAAAAAAAACUGAAUAAAAAUGUUUUGCAAGAAAUGGAAGAGAAUAAAAUGCACUGUGAAUACACUGUGCCAAGCAAAGAUGAACUUUUGCAAUCGGAAUCGCCAAAAGGAUCAGGCACUCCAGCUUUUCCAUUUCAUCACAAAUCGUUGUUAGAUAAUCGCUGUGAUAGUCCAUAUCCACCUCUGAUUUCGCGGAAUUCAUUUACUACAAACAGUGCUGAAAUUUCACCAACAAAAGAAAGCAAUAUACCAAUAAAAUAUACGGAAGGGAUGAGAGGCAAUUGUAUGAAAAGUAUUGACAGGGCUUACGAUGUAGAGCCCCAUCUUGUCAAAUUUGCUAAGGACUCUUCCGAAUAUUGGUAUAAAUCCAAUAUGACGCGUGAAGAGGCAUUUAUUCUAUUGCAGAAUGCACCUCCUGGAACUUUUUUCGUACGGAACUCGACUACGUAUAAAAAUGCCUUUGGUCUUGUGUUACGCGUUGCUCAGCCACCUCCAGGGGUUACUGGCGCAUCUGCCGACACAUUGGUACGGCAUUUUCUUAUUGAACCCACCGCACGUGGAGUUCGCUUGAGAGGCUGUUCGAACGAGCCGACAUUUACUUCACUUUCGGCCCUUGUUUACCAACAUUCUAUUAAUCAGUUAUCUCUGCCAAACCGACUAAUAAUUCCACAUCGAGCUUUAACGACUUCUGCUGAAGAUGACGAACUAUUGCAAACUCAGCGUGAACUCUGGCAGCAAGGUGCUGUUUGCAACGUUUUAUACCUACUUAGUGUAAAUAUGGAAUCCUUGACGGGAGACGAAGCGAUACGUAAAGCAGUAAACGGUCUACACACUUUUAAUCCGCCUCCUUUACCCUUAGAAGUGCAAUUUAAAGUUUCGGGAGACGGUAUAACUCUCACAGACAACACGAGACGUGUUUUUUUCCGUCGCCACUACAAAUCAAGCAAUAUUUCAUACAUUGCCAUAGAUCCUGAUAAACAAUCGUACACUGUUUUCGUGCUGGAUGAGAAAAUUGAACGGGCCAUAAAUAAGACGUUGUUUGCCUUUGUUGCGCGCGAAACCGCCGGCGCUCACGAUAACCACUGUCAUGUUUUUUGUGAUUUCGAGAUGAAUCAACCUGCCUCAGCAAUUGUUUCGUUUGCCAAGAAAGUAUUACGAAAAGGUGAAAAUGCUCCCAAUAUCUUGUGACGCGAAUGUAUUCAUGUCCCUUGUUCCGCUUUAUUGUUUAUGAAACGAAGAGAUAUGCUAUUAGAUAUGACGUAUGAUAUAAGAUCGGAGACUAUGCACACAUUAUAAACAUUACAAGUCUAUGCAUUGCAAAUACAUUUCAAGC
Molecule: messenger RNA, 2102 nt
Organism: Glossina fuscipes
Lineage: Eukaryota; Metazoa; Arthropoda; Insecta; Diptera; Glossinidae
Product: tensin-1-like
Exons: 2
Coding region: 293-1957 (554 amino acids)
Molecular function (GO): protein binding
Source: RefSeq, a predicted model, not a curated record